Daucus carota subsp. sativus is the source of this 3431-nucleotide messenger RNA. RefSeq lists its product as uncharacterized. The transcript is spliced from 10 exons. Bases 166 to 3063 code for a protein of 965 amino acids. The record is from RefSeq and is a predicted model, not a curated record. Lineage: Eukaryota; Viridiplantae; Streptophyta; Magnoliopsida; Apiales; Apiaceae.
AAUUUCUCCAAUAUUACUAUUAUUAUCUGGUAGGUAGGAGAUAGGACACAUAAUCGUAGAUUUUACCAGUGAUAACAUUCAACAUUCACACCCCACUCCAAAAUCAAACAUCAUCAUCUAAACCCUAAAUCCAAACUUCUCAAAUUCAAAACCCUAGAAUUCACCAUGACUUCUAUGGCUACGACAUGGUGUCCUAGCUCAUUUCAGCUCCGAUUAGCCCUCACUCGUCAGAGACCGACGGCUCAGUUUGUGCGAUUUCCCCGAAUUAAUCGCCUGGAUUUUCGGUACCGAGUGUAUUGUGUUGAUGGAAGUGGAAAUGGCAAUGUUACUGAGUCUGUGCGGGUGGAGAAUGAUGCUUGGGCUGGCUCGAAUUCGAAAAGCCCCGGUGACGAGUUUGCUGGAUGGUCUGGUGUUAAUGGGAGCGAAUCGGAUGAUUCGAAAGGGAACAAGUGGAAUGGAGGGAUUGUGGGAGCUGGAGUUGCUGGGGUUAUUUUGUUUGCUGGACUAUCCUUUGCCGCGCUUUCCAUAAGCAAGAGAAAUUCCAAACCAGAAGAAUAUAUACUGCCGUCAACCACAAAGCAAGAGCUAGCAUAUGAUACAACUGAUAUUAAUGAUAAUGCUGAGGAGCAAAAAAUUGAGGGGAAGAGUCCAACACCAGACACUAAUAGUAGUGAAUUCAGGCCAGAAAUGGAUCAGGAUUCUACUUCUUAUAAGGAAGCUGAUGGAGCCGUAUCCGAAACUAGACUCAGUCCUGAGAAAGAUAUGGCCAACUCAACUGAUCUUGGUGAUGUUGACAAUGAUAAUUCCAUUCUAGAAGAUCUGCAAAAUGAAGUUGCUCAUGAUGACAUACCCGUUGCUCCAGAUGGUACUACACUACCUUUCGUUGUAUCCAACGCAGUAGAUUCAGAAGAGAGACUUGCAGAAGCUUCCAACAUAAAUUCUGAAUUAGAGAAAGCUUCUAACGAUUUUGAAGUGGACAAUUCACUAGUCUCAAAUACUAGUAACACAAGUUUAAGUAAAGACCUUCAUGAGGGAGUGCCCACGUCAAAUGAAACAGAAGAUUCAAAACUUUCAGCGGACGUGUCAUCGUCCGGUGUCGUUGCCGACACUCCUAUCGCGCCUUUAGAUUCUAAUAUGUCGGUCAAUUUAGAGAUAGAUAUUGGUUUAGAGGAUCAGGUAUCAGGCCAAGAAGAUACGGAGACUAUAGGUUUGCAAGUAGAGAGCGAAGGUAUCGAUGUAGUCAAGAUGGUGGAAGUCUCAACUGAGCAAGUAUCGCUAGAGAAUAAUGUACCUGAAGGUGGACCAUCUGCUUCAACAGUGGUUUCUCCACUGGCUUAUCCUGUGGUAAAUGAGUUAAACGAGAAUGGUUUUGAUGAUACGAAAUGGAACAAAUCGUUUUCUGACUCGAAUCCUGAGGAUUUAUCAUUUUCUGCCGGCAUGCCUGCUCCAUCUGCAGUUUAUCCAGCUCUACAGGCAUUUCCAGGGAAGGUUUUAGUUCCUGCAGUUGUUGACCAAGUUCAAGGGCAGGCAUUAGCAGCUUUGCAAGUUUUAAAGGUCAUUGAAGCUGAUGCUCAACCUGGUGACUUGUGUACUCGUCGGGAAUAUGCUCGCUGGUUAGUUUCAGCCAGCAGUGCUCUAUCCAGGAACACUGUCUCGAAAGUUUACCCUGCAAUGUGUAUAGAAAAUUUUACUGAGCUUGCCUUUGAUGAUGUUACACCUGAAGACCCUGAUUUUCCUUCAAUUCAAGGCUUAGCGGAAGCUGGGCUUAUAGCCAGCAAGCUUUCAAGACGUGACAUGCGUUCUUCUUCUGAAGUUGAAGAGACUCCCCUCUGCUUCUGUCCUGAAAGUCCCUUGUCUCGUCAGGACCUUGUGAGUUGGAAGAUAUGUCUCGAGAAAAGACAGCUCCCAGUAGCUGACAAGAAGAUUCUCCAACAAGUUUCUGGGUUUAUAGACAUAGAUAAGAUCGACCCAGAUGCAUGUCCUGCACUGGUUGCUGACUUAACAGCUGGAGAGCAGGGAAUAGUAGCCCUUGCAUUCGGUUAUACAAGACUAUUUCAGCCUGAUAAACCAGUCACAAAAGCUCAAGCUGCUAUUGCCCUUGCUACUGGUGAAUCAUCAGACAUAGUUAGCGAGGAACUUGCACGUAUUGAAGCAGAGUCUAUGGCAGAAAAUGCUGUUGCAGCACACAGUGCAUUAGUAGAUCAAGUGGAGAGGGAUGUCAAUGCUAGUUAUGAGAAAGAGCUUUCGCUAGAAAGGGAAAAGGUCGAUGCUGUGGAGAAAUUGGCUGAACAAGCAAGGGCAGAACUGGAGAAAUUAAAAUCUGAGCGAGAGGAAAGAAACAUUGCGUUGUUGAAGGAACGAGCUGCUGUUGAUUCAGAAAUGGAAAUAAUGUCAAGGCUAAGGCGUGAGGUUGAAGAACAGUUGCAGAGCCUGAUGAGUGACCAAGUGGAAGUAUCUUAUGAAAAGGAAAGGAUAACUAAGCUGCGGAAGGAUACAGAAAUGGAAAAUCAGGAGAUCACCCGGCUACAACAUGAACUGGAAGUGGAGCGAAAGGCUCUGGCUAUGGCCAGGGCUUGGGCCGAAGAUGAAGCGAAAAGAGCAAGAGAACAAGCUAAGGUGCUAGAAGAGGCUAGAGAUCGCUGGGAAAGGCGUGGAAUGAAAGUCAUUGUUGAUGAUGACCUCAAUGAUGAGGCCAAUGCUGGGGUUGCUUGGCUCAAUGCUGGAACUGAAACAUCAGUCGACGGAACUGUUAGCAGAGCUGAAAGCUUGGUGGAUAAGCUCAAGGCAAUGGCAUAUGAUUUAAGAGGGAGAUCUAAAGAGACAGUUGACCAGGUCAUACAAAAGAUACUUGUUUUGAUAUCUGUCUUAAAGGAGUGGAUAGCAAAAACAAGGGACAACAGUGUAGAGGUAAAAAAUGUUGUGGUCACCAAAGUAGCAGGGUCUUUGCAAGAGUUCCAAAACAGUUCAAGUGAGUUCGUUUCAUAUGCCAAGGAAGGGGCAAAGCGUGUUGCAGGAGACUGCAGGGAUGGAGUUGAGAAACUUACACAAAAGUUCAAGACCUGAAUGUGUCCCCGUAUCCUCUUCUUUUAGAGUGAUUCCAACAAUCCGAUUUUGCCUAGUGCUAAAUAUGUACUUCUAUACAUACUUGUCUUAUUUUUACCUGUAACCUUGAUGAUAAUGCCCUAGUAUACUUCAGUGACCCGCCUGUGGUUAAUGUUGUGUUGUACACACUUGUAUCCUACAGUCCAGUCAGGGGUCUAGAGUGACAGCUUGUCUUUGUUGAAUAAACCUUGUAAUGGUUAUAGGAAAUAAAUCCCCAGUCUCUAAUUCAGGCCAAUUGCUCAAAGACCUUUUUGGGAUACAAGACCCAAGUCAAUUGGUUCUGAAGAAAAUAGUACUCUGUUUCAACAAUAAAAUGUUUGCAACAUCAA